AUGGGGAACACAGGAAAGACUAACAAUUCUUUAGAGCCGCUGUUUAGUGACACAGCAUCAGCAAGAGUGACCGACUUCCAACGCAGCUCGCUGCAGAGGGGGCACGCCCUAGUGUUCCGGGAACAGCGAAGCCGUGGUAACGUGCUCCGAGCAACCCCCAAAGGGCGCACGGCACCUUCCCGCGGAUCGGAAGGAGGGAUCGCGCCCGGCGAGCACCAGCAGCCCGCCGGAAGGGCUCGGGCCAGGCCGGGCUCGGCUUCCCCUGGUCCGCCCGCACCAAGCCCACCGCGGCCACACAGAAGGGGCCGCACACCGCCACCCCAAGCUGCUACUUCUGCUCGCCGACCUGACCAACGAGUUCCGGGGAACAGUGGCAAAAGCCGCCCCAGGGCGACCACAGUGCCCACCACACACGGACCGUCCACGGGCCGCGACGAGGGAAAUGCUACCUCACUUAACCCUCUCCACCGUCCCGUACCAACCGUUCCUCGUGAGCGGUUGGGGGAACCGAAGCUGCAGACAAGCCGCUCCGCUCCAGGCCGCCCUCCUCUUCCCCGCCCCGCACUCUUGCCUCCUCCCCUUCAGCGCCAGGCGCUUACGGCCACAUCGAGAACUCGAGUGAGAGACUGCGGUAAAUUUCAAACCGCCUGCAGGGCCUUGCAGAAGGAAGAAGGGGCCGGCGCUGAGCAGAGGCAGAGAGAGCGCAGGAGAUACCACGACCCACGCUGGUACCGACAGCCACCGCACUUGCGCGGCCCCCCACACAGGCCAGGGGGCGAAGGGCGCAGGCGCCGCGGAGGAGAGGGCGGGACGGCGGUACGCCCGCGUGCGCAGAGCGGGCGCCACUGCAGGGACUGCGGUGAAGGGUGGUGGGCGGUGCCGCGCCCCGCCCCGCCCGGCCCGGCUCGGCUCCGCUGCCGGCGUCCUGACGGCCUACUCGAGUUCCGGGUCGGCGUGGGUGACUACGCCCUGUGGCGGCUCUUCAGCCCAGGCAAGGCGAGAAGGCGAUCCGAAGGAGCAGCGCCCUCCUCUCGCCCCGCUUCUCCUUUCCUCAACAGGCAGCGAAGAGAGGGGGCGUUAUUCUCUGUAGAGUGUCGUACUGCAUUGCACGCUCUCCACCUCGCCCCCCCCCUUAUCAUCGGGCAGGCCGGCUCACUCAGUGCUGUGGUGGGUAGAGGCAUGCGAGAGCUCCGGGAGACCGUGGCCGCCGCUAAGGAACAGCAGCGCGCCUUGCGUGCAUCAACCGCGGCCGGGCCGCUGGGAGUCGCCGCGGUCAUCUGUGUGCCCAGUUCCCACCGCUUCUACAUGGCACCAGAGCAUUUCGGAAGAUUUACCGGAUGGAUAUCAGACAAGAAAGCCCUGUGGGAGGACACAGCAGCAGGCUGGGUGGUUGGAUGUGAAGCAGUUGUGGGAAGAGAUGCAUGGACAACAUGUGAGCAAGAAGCUGAUUGGCUGGUGAGAUGCAUGGAACAGCAGCUCUGCAGCUGAGCAGCCAAUGGGUGCCCUUCUGUUAAGUUUUGCUUAUGUCCACUGGAAGCUGAAGGUAUAUAUGGGAGGUGUUUUCUACAAUAAAGCCAUUUCCUUCA
Onychostruthus taczanowskii (white-rumped snowfinch) is the source of this 1586-nucleotide messenger RNA. Its product is annotated as serine/arginine repetitive matrix protein 3-like. The record is from RefSeq and is a predicted model, not a curated record. The transcript is spliced from 6 exons. The coding region runs from base 1 to 1488 and encodes 495 amino acids. Lineage: Eukaryota; Metazoa; Chordata; Aves; Passeriformes; Passeridae.